AUGACGAAGAAAAGAGAGAGUGGAUCGACAGAAAAUGAAGGAUCGUUUAAAGGUCCGAAGUUUGAUCCCCCUGUCUAUCGUCAACGAUAUGCUGCAGUAUGUGAGCUGGUGAAGGAACGACAAGCGAAAAAGGUUCUUGAUUUUGGUUGUGCUGAAGCAAAGCUGGUGAAAACACUGAUAUCUCAGGACAAUUUGAUUCAUUUGGAAGAAGUGGUUGGUGUAGAUAUUGAUCAACAGCUUGAGGACAGCAAGUUUCGUAUUAAGCCAUUCACAGCAGACUAUUUGCGACCACGUAGUCAUCCCUUCAAAGUUUCUCUAUAUCAAGGUUCUAUUGCUGAAGCAGAUGAAAGGUUCAUUGAUUUUGAUAUAGUUGCUUGCAUUGAACUGAUUGAACACCUUGAGCCAGACAUCCUUGAUUUGAUGCCAAAGGCAGUCUUUGGUCAGCUGUCUCCCAAGGUUGUUAUGGUAACAACACCCAAUGUCGAGUUCAAUGUCUUGUUCCCUGAUCUUAAAGGAUUCCGACAUUAUGACCACAAGUUUGAAUGGACAAGAGCAGAAUUUGAAAAAUGGUCAAAUACUCAAGCUCUCAAGUACAAUUAUACCGUGAGAUUUGAUGGGAUAGCUCAUGGACCAAAGGGAACAGAACACUUGGGCUGUUGCUCUCAAAUGGCUGUGUUUGAAAGGAUGUCAUCCUUUUCUGCUUCCAGAAAGGAAUCAGGAAUAGGUCAGCCAUACAAUCUGAUUGCAGAGGUUCAGUUCCCAUUUAAAAAGGACACAAGAACAGAGGAAGAAAAGAUAUUGCAAGAAGUUGAAUACAUCCUCUGGAUGCUGUCAUCUCAAGAGGAGGUUCAUGAUUCAGAGGAGAGUGAUGUUGAUCCACUAUCAAGUGACAAGGAUGAGACAAGUUGUCAUUAUGAACAAAAUCACCUCAUGCAUGACGAAGACUGUGCAAAAGGAGGCCAUGACGAAGCUCAAAGACAUGUAUACUUGCUUAAAGAGUUACUUGGCUUAAGAUCUCUUCAAAAGUUUUGUAACGAAAUUGAGAAACUAAGAUCUGUGCUGAAAGGUUCUUCAAGGUUUUGCCUUACUGAAGACGAGCGUGGAGUUCUGUGGCAGCAUCAGUCAUCAUCACAGUGGAGCAGUGAAGAGAGUGACACUGGUUGGGAUGUGUGUGGUGACGAGCAAGAGGUGUAUGAAUCAAAGAGACCUGACUCAGCCUGGACAGAACCUGAAAACUGGGAUGCUGCAGAUGAAAUUACAACAGAUGCAAAUGUCAAGCAAACAGAAGCCAAUACAGAGGUCUGUUGGGAUUCUGCUAAUGGUUGUAAUAACAAAUGUUGGAAUGGCGAGGACUGGAGUAAAUUGGAAGAGUAUGGGGCUGAUGAUGAGUUUCAGGAAGAAAAUAGUUUCAAUUUUCAUAACAGCUACACUGUGGCAGUCCCACUUGAAAGUGAUGGAUCUGGUAGUGAUGAUAUUGAUGGCAAUGAAAUUGGUGACCUUGUUUGGAUUACAGAGAACACUGCAAUAACGGAUGCAAACCCAAAAUAAUCAACACAACAUUCACUGUAAUUUUGUUUAAUAUUCUUGCUCCCAAAUCUCUGGUUAAACCUCUUUGAAGAGUGGUUCACAAAAAUACUAAUUGUUUAGGCUGAAAGCCUUUGGUGGUCACCUAAAUUCACAAAAGAGGCAUCUUCUAGAAAAAAUUAAGUACAAGGACCACUUAAAAAUAAAUUUUCUUGCCUGUAAAUUCAAAGGUAAGAAAUAUCUAUUUAGUGAACCCAGUAAAAAGAUAAAUAAAUUUCUUUGGUUCUUCUUUGUAAACCAAAUGUUUCUGUUAGAUUUACUAUUCAAAAGUUUCAUUUCAGAGAGACUGAGCUAAAUAAUUUUAAUUAGAUAAAUAAAUGAAUGUAUAAAAUGUGUUGAGUUACACUGAGAAAACAUCAGCCCUUCUCUCUGAAUAUGGUGCCUUUUUACCUCUACUUGGUAGUACACAUGUUUUAAUACAAGUCAUGAACAUGAACUAUUAAGUAGUAGUUAUAGUAUAUAAGACAAUCUUUUUUGUUUUAUUAAAACAAUGACUUAAAAGUUAUGGCUCUGAUAAGUAAUAAAGAUGUUUUUUGUUAUU
This is a messenger RNA of Stylophora pistillata, 2125 nucleotides long. Its product is annotated as small RNA 2'-O-methyltransferase. Gene Ontology annotation, molecular function: O-methyltransferase activity; RNA methyltransferase activity. NCBI's taxonomy places the organism in Eukaryota, Metazoa, Cnidaria, Anthozoa, Scleractinia, Pocilloporidae. The record is from RefSeq and is a predicted model, not a curated record. Gene Ontology annotation, biological process: piRNA processing; RNA methylation; siRNA processing. Gene Ontology annotation, cellular component: cytoplasm; nucleus.